Molecule: messenger RNA, 4134 nt
Organism: Menidia menidia (Atlantic silverside)
Lineage: Eukaryota; Metazoa; Chordata; Actinopteri; Atheriniformes; Atherinopsidae
Source: the annotation of a GenBank genome assembly
GUUGAUAUCUUAAAAUAGUGUGAUUAAUCUGAAACAUGUGUCUCAUUAUGGGUGAAAAAAAAAGACAUUUCAAGUCCAGUUUUAUCUAAAAGAAUACGACCUCCUAACCAGGUGGGGGCGCUGUAUUUUUUUUGUGUUAGAAUUGAAGCACAAAAUUCCGAGUGUCCCUUUAACUCAUCUCGCGUGGAACUCCUGGCCGGUUCUGUCCCGCGUGCGUGCUGGACCAGACCCAGGUGGAAUGUUGAAUCUGUCACUCCCAACGGGUCGACUCGCCAGUUUGACACACCCGACUGUUUAAAAGGAAAAGUAGGAAGAUAGCUCGUUAAACGUCACAAAAAAAACUUUGUUUAUAUAUUUGACAGGUGGAACAUCCGGCUAGCCAGUCAUACAGCUGAAGGACGACUCGUUCAUCGCCUCAGGUUCAUAACAUAUAAAAGUUAACGGUCACUAGAAAAUUAACCGAACGUGACAGGUCGCAGCUAUCAAGAUGACAGAGGAACUUGAGCAAAUCCUAUCUCAGCUGACACAGCCGGACAAUGCCGUUAUUCAGCAGGCCACCGCCCAGCUGAAACUGGCUUUCAAAGACCCAGCCGUUAUACCAGCUCUGUGUGCUGUCAUGAGUGGCUCCCAAAAUCCACAGAUUCGCCAGUCAGCUGCAGUGAUGUUGAGGCUGAGAGUGAAGAAACACUGGAAGAAGAUUAGCCCCAAUGACCGAGAGAGCCUGAAAGCCGUGGUGCUGCAAGCCUUCAUGCAGGAAGCAGAGCACACUGUGCAGCACUCCAUCUCACAGUUAUGUGGAGUUAUGGUCAAACAUGAGACACCAGACCGCUGGCCAGCCCUGCUGCAGCUUCUAAAUCAGUCAACCAAGAGCACCAAUCCUCAUGACAGACAGGUGGGCCUCCUGCUGCUAAAUAAGGUGAUGGAGUCCAACCCUGAACCCUUCCAGCCUCACUACCGCCAGCUGCUGCAACUGUUCAGCACAGUCCUGCAGGACCUGAACAACCCAACGGGCCUGUACUACUGCAUCCUCACACUCACCGCCAUGACUGCCUACACUGGCACUGAUGAGAUGAAGCAGAUGCGUUCUAUAAUCCCCAGUAUAAUUGUUGCUUUGAAGCACCUCAUCAAGGCCAAUCAGAACCAGGCCAGCGAGGCCAUGGAAGUGUUUAUCGAGUUAAUGGAGAUUGAAGUUUCCGUCAUUGUGCCCCAUGUUGCUGACAUCGUCCAGUUCUGCCUGGAAGUGGCCAGUGACACAACACUAAGUGACUCUCUGAGGGUGAAAGCGCUCUCCUGCAUGACUUUCCUCAUCAAGCUGAAGAGUAAGACGGUUCUGAAGCUGAAGCUGCUGAGCCCCAUACUGCAGGCCAUCUUCCCAAUUCUGACUGCCACGCCCCCACCGGGUGAGCAUGACCCGGAGGAUGAGGACGAUGACAGCGGGGACGGCACGGACAACGACAACCCCAAACACUGCGCUGCUCAGAUGAUUGACACAAUGGCUCUCCACAUGCCUCCAGAGAAACUGUUUCAUCACCUUAUACCCCUCACUCAAACAUGCCUUACCAGUGAAAGCCCCUAUCAGAAGAAGGGGGGCCUCAUGUGUCUCGCCGUGCUUGCUGAAGGAUGUGCAGAUCACAUACGCACAAAGAUGUUGUCAUCAGUGCUGCAGACGGUAUGUCAGAGUCUGUCAGACAGCAACCAGGUGGUUCGCAGUGCUGCCCUUUUUGCCCUCGGACAGUUCUCUGAACACUUACAGCCUGAGGUGAGUAAGUACUGCGCAGAGCUGAUGCCUUUGCUGCUGGGCUACCUUUCAUCCUUGAAUGAGUCGAAGGUGGGUCACGUCACCAAAGCCUUUUAUGCCCUGGAGAACUUCAUGGAGAAUCUAGGAGCUGGGAUUGAACCCUACCUGCCCACUCUGAUGGAGACCAUGUUGACUGCUCUCAACAAUGCUGGAAACCUCAAGAUAAAAGAACUGGCUGUGUCUGCCAUAGGAGCCAUAGCCAAUGCUGCCAAAGAGUUGCUGGUUCCCUACUUCCCUCCAAUUAUUGAAAGCCUGAAGAGUUUCCUGACCGCCACGACAGAGGAGAUGAGGCCAGUGCAGACUCAGUCAUUGGAUACGCUGUCUGUGCUGGCCCGGACCAUCGGCAAAGACGUCUUCAUUCCUCUGGCCCCUGAGUGCAUCCGGCUGGGCCUUAACCUCACCGACAGCAUCGAUGAUCCUGACCUGAGACGCUGCACGUACAGUCUAUAUUCCGCUGUGUCCACGGUCAGCCCUGAGUGCCUGGCGCCCCACCUCCCCGCCAUAACUACGGUCAUGCUGCUGGCCUUGAAGUCCAAUGAAGGCAUCACGGCACACCUGGAAGAGGACAAGACAUUCGUCCUGCUGGACGACGACGACGAUGACGAUGGCGACACCGAUGACGGCGAAGUAAAAACCGAGGACUUCUUGGAGGACGAGUCGGAGACGGAUGUCCACGAUGUGGCGGGGUUCAGUGUGGAAAACGCCUACAUCGAUGAGAAGGAGGACGCCUGCGACGCUCUGGGAGAGAUCGCCUUCAGCACAGGAGCUGCCUUCCAGCCCUUCCUGGAGUCCAGCUUCCAGCAGGUUUAUGAGAUGAGAGACUUUCCUCACGAGGACGUCCGCCGGGCAGCGCUGGGAGCCAUGGGGCAGUUUUGCCGAGCUCAGCACAAAGUGUGGACAGAGAUUCCCACUGAGGCCAACCACCAGGCCCUUCUGAAACUGCUGGAGGUGGUGCUCGCUUGUUUCGUGGAGACGGUGCGAGCGGAGCCCGAGCGGCAGGUGGUGAUGGGCGUCCUGGAAACCUUGAACAGUCUCAUGAAGUCCUGCAAGGAGGAGGCUUUCAAAAACCCCUCACACCUCAAAGACAUCUGCAGCGUCAUACGUGAUGUUCUGACUAAGAAGACUGCUUGUCAAGGCGGGGGCAACGAGGAAGCUGAUGAUGAAGAGCAACAGGCUGAGUAUGACGCCAUGCUGCAGGAGUUUGCAGGGGAGGGGAUUCCUCUGCUGGCCGCCUCUGUUCCCGCCGACAAGAUAGCGCCUUUUCUGAACGACGUGCUGCCCUUCAUCAUGAGCAAAGCCAAAUCCUCGUGCACCGUGGCAGACCGCUCCUUUUCUCUGGGUACCAUCGGAGAAAUCCUUCAGGCCCUGGUGACCGCACCAGGAGGCCGGGGAUUGGCGGGCAGACUGUCCAAUCGCCUGCUCCCGGUGCUGGUGGCCGGGGUGAGGGACAGUGACCCCGAGGUCCGCAACAACAGCGUGUUUGGGUUGGGGUGCCUGGCUCAGGCCGCCGGACCCAUCAUCCUGUCAGACUACCCCAUGAUGCUGUCGGUGUUUUCUAACCUGCUGGCCAAAGAGUCGGACCUCAGGGUGGUCGACAACUUGUGCGCCGCCCUCUGCAGGAUGAUCAUGAGCAAUGUGGAGGCUGUUCCUCUGGAGCAGGUCGUGCCUGCCUUGGUUUCCCAUCUUCCUCUGAAAGAAGAUCUGGAGGAGAACAAAACGGUUUACACCUGCCUGGCCAUGCUCUACAAGCAGAGUCCUGCCUUGAUUGUAAAGUUAAUGAAGCCCAUAGUAGCGGCUUCCAGCCACGUCGUGGGCAACAAGGAUGUUGACAUAGAGACCCAGAACACUCUGGUCUUACUGAUAAGAGAAUUUGCCCAGAACCAGAGCGCCGACUUCCAAGCAGCGGUCAGCUCCCUUCCUGCAGAGCAAAAAAGCCGGCUGGCAGCAGCCAUCAGCGCCUCGUAACAUACCCCGCUCACACAUCAACAUUUUAUACUGUAGGUUUGAACGUGUGUGUGCCAUGUCUACACACUUUUACAGUUCUAUUAAAGUUAUUCCAUUCUGCAUUUCUGUUUCUAAGUAGUAUUAUUUAUUUGUUUACCUGCAUCCUGUGCUGACAUGUAAUUGUUUUAAGAGUUCUGUUUUUUGUGUUUAGAUUUCCUGUUAUUGUUGUAAAAUGAUGUAAAACUGGCCCUUGAAUUUUUGGAUUCAAAGCCUUUGGAGUCCCGUGUGUGUUCUACUUCAGCUCUGCAGUUCAGUAACCACCUUUCUCUCUGGACAACCGCACACGUUAUUAAAGAGGGAAAAAAAGCACUGACUUUACCUUCUGCCGGCCA